Messenger RNA from Apus apus (common swift), 2925 nucleotides. It is a transcript of the gene THRA, whose product is annotated as thyroid hormone receptor alpha. The record is from RefSeq and is a predicted model, not a curated record. Gene Ontology annotation, molecular function: nuclear receptor activity; RNA polymerase II cis-regulatory region sequence-specific DNA binding; zinc ion binding. The transcript is spliced from 10 exons. Gene Ontology annotation, biological process: thyroid hormone receptor signaling pathway; retinoic acid receptor signaling pathway; cell differentiation. NCBI's taxonomy places the organism in Eukaryota, Metazoa, Chordata, Aves, Apodiformes, Apodidae. Bases 356 to 1582 code for a protein of 408 amino acids.
GCCGCCGCUGCGCCCCGCUCCGCUCCGUUCCGCGCCCGCCGCCUCCGCCGCCGCCGCCCAGGUACGGCCCGAGCGGGCCCCGCCACCGCCCCCGCCGCCCAUCGGGUGUUUACCGCCGGCCGCGGCCCCCCCAGCUGAGCCUGGGCGCAGUUCGGAGAACUCACGGAGGAGGGAUUGCCCAGCGCCCUCAGCACCCCCCACCCCGGUCCGUCCCGGGAUGCUGCGCGGAGCUGAGCACUGAGGUGGGCGCCAUGGGGCGCGCGUCAUAGCCCCCCGCUGUGGCCCCCCCGCGCGUGGCACCGGUGGCGGAGCCCACUCGGUCGGUGCUGAGCGCUCCUUGAUGGAAUUGCGGUGAAUGGAACAGAAGCCCAGCACCCUGGACUCGCUGUCGGAGCCAGAGGACACCCGGUGGCUGGAUGGCAAGCGCAAAAGAAAGGGCAGCCAAUGUUUGGUGAAGAGCAGCAUGUCAGGGUACAUCCCUAGUUACCUGGACAAAGAUGAACAGUGCGUGGUGUGCGGGGACAAGGCCACCGGCUACCACUACCGCUGCAUCACCUGUGAGGGCUGCAAGGGCUUUUUCCGUCGGACCAUCCAGAAGAACCUGCACCCCACCUACUCCUGCAAGUACGAUGGCUGCUGCGUCAUCGACAAGAUCACCCGCAACCAGUGCCAGCUCUGCCGCUUCAAGAAGUGCAUCUCCGUGGGCAUGGCCAUGGACCUGGUGCUGGAUGACUCGAAGCGGGUAGCGAAGCGGAAGCUGAUUGAGGAGAACCGGGAGCGGCGGCGGAAGGAGGAGAUGAUCAAAUCGCUGCAGCAUCGCCCCAACCCCAGCGCGGAGGAGUGGGAGCUGAUCCACGUGGUGACCGAGGCCCACCGCAGCACCAACGCCCAGGGCAGCCACUGGAAGCAGAAGCGGAAAUUCCUGCCUGAGGACAUCGGCCAGUCGCCCAUGGCCUCCAUGCCUGAUGGGGACAAAGUCGACCUGGAGGCGUUCAGUGAGUUUACAAAAAUCAUCACCCCGGCCAUCACCCGCGUGGUCGACUUUGCCAAAAAACUGCCCAUGUUUUCAGAGCUGCCUUGUGAAGACCAGAUCAUCCUGCUGAAGGGCUGCUGCAUGGAGAUCAUGUCCCUGCGGGCAGCUGUGCGCUACGACCCCGAGAGCGAGACGCUGACGCUGAGCGGGGAGAUGGCGGUGAAGCGCGAGCAGCUCAAGAACGGCGGCCUCGGCGUCGUCUCCGAUGCCAUCUUCGACCUGGGCAAGUCCCUCUCUGCCUUCAACCUGGAUGACACCGAGGUGGCCCUGCUCCAAGCUGUGCUGCUCAUGUCCUCAGACCGGACAGGGCUGAUCUGCGUGGAGAAGAUCGAGAAGUGCCAGGAGACCUACCUGCUGGCCUUCGAGCACUACAUCAACUACCGCAAACACAACAUUCCCCACUUCUGGCCCAAGCUGCUGAUGAAGGUGACGGAUCUGCGGAUGAUCGGCGCCUGCCACGCCAGCCGCUUCCUGCACAUGAAGGUGGAGUGUCCCACCGAGCUCUUCCCCCCCCUCUUCCUCGAGGUCUUCGAGGACCAGGAGGUGUAGGGCUGCCACCCACUCCCCUUGUGCCCUCUACCCCCCUCCUGCUCUGCGUCCCCCAGCCCCCCAAAUUUUUCUUAUCCCAGCCCCAGGGGCGAGGGGGGAGGGGGAUGCUGUGCCCAGGGUGGGGGUCUCACUGUGCCCCCCCGUGCCCCCCCCGGAGCUGCCCCCCCGCGCCCCAGGACUUGAUGAAUUUUGUUUGUUUGCACAGGGAAGGGCCCCGACGGUCGAGCGUUUCCUUUAUUGUCCUUCUCUUCUUAGAUUAUUAUUUUUUAAGCAUUUAUUUCCCUCCCUGAGAGGCUAAAAUAUUAAACUAACUGCACUUUGGAAGGAGAGAGGAGGAGGAGGAGGAGGAAGAGCAGAGCAGGGGAGAAGAGAGGAGAGGAGGGGGCUCUGGGCUGCACAGGGAGAGGCUGCCUCGGCCGGGGGGGGCUGCGGCCACAUGCACUUUUGGCCGGGCAGCAGCACAGGGGCUGGGGGGGGGGGGGGCCAGGACCCCCCCCUCAUAUCGGGGUGGGGGACACAGAGUGGGGCACAGCAGCAGCAAGGGGGACCCAAGCCCACAGGGGUGCAGGACUGGUGGCCCCCCCUGCCCUGCAUCCUGCUGGCCUCUGGGUCUGCCCCAGCUGGGGUGACUCCCCCGCACCCCCUCACCCCCCAAAUUUUGGGCCAGAUUCGGGGCUUUGGUUUUCUCUGUCUUUUUUGGGCUGAGAGGAGACAAUUUUGUGCCAAGCGCCGGGCGGACAGUGGGCGCUGUGGGACACCGGGGGGGGCUGUGGGGACCCGCCACAGCCACCCCCCAAUACCCCCCACCUUUUCCGUUGUCCAUUUUUUUUUUUGUUGUUUUCCACGCCCCCCUUAACCCCCCACCCCCGUCCUCGUGGGUUUAUUUGUCGUGUCCGUCAGAAGUUGCAAUGGCCCCGGAGGUGCUGGCGGAGGGGAGGGGGGGCAGCGGGUGCCCCCCCAGGGCCCCACACGGACCCCACUGCACUACUGCCCCGGCCCCCCGGCAGCAGCACUUCAGGGGACUGCACCCCCCAACCACCCCCUGCUCCCCGGGGGGGCCAGGCUGCGGUGGGGCCAGCGGGGACUGGGGAGGGGGCCCGGGUGUCCCGGCUCAGCAGGGGGCAGAGCUGCAGCAGGGGCACCCGAGAAUGGUUUUAUCACCUUUUUCCCCCCCGAUUUAGGUUUGUGAAUUUUUUCUUACCUCAGGCGGAGGCCGAGGGGGGGCGCGGGCCGGGGGGCAGCCGGCGUGGCAGGCAGCCUGCCGGGGCCCACCUAAGCUAAUAUAUAUAUAUAUAUAAAUAUAUAUAAAAUAUAUAAUUUUUGUAAUUAAAAAAAAAAAUCUU